CAUUCAACAAUUGCGUCAUUUAUUACGUAGCAAAAAGAUAAGAUUAGUGUGGGAUUUGUUGACGAUUCGUAAUUUAAUGUUUUUUUUUUGUUUGAGUUUCUCAUAAAAUGAUUCAUAAAAGCUGCUAAAACAUAUGUUUUCUGUUUGUUUAUCUUUUAUUUUUCUGUUGAUUUCAUUCAAAGAAGACUCAUCUUUGUGAACAUCGAAUAAAAGUAGAGGCAAAAAAAGCUUGUUGGGAACUAGAGGGUUGUAUUUCGGAGCAAAAGAUUGCUCUCCCGUCGUCAAAUAAUAAUUGUGUAUUCUAAUAAAAGUUAUUCGGAAAAUGGUCUCUCCCACCAUGUACUUGCACAAAAACACAUUAAACAACUACAAAUACUCUGUAAAUGGAGCUGAAGGAAAUAGAGGAGCAAAUAGUAGAAAUAUACGUUCAUCUUUGCUCAGCUCGUUGUCACCAAUCAUUCUAAGCACUGGAUUGGGUCGGUCAGAAGAAAUUGGUGCAGCUAUCGCAACAGCAGGUGAGCAGCCGGCAAAAUAUUCAUUCUACAACCAUCACAAAGAAUACUAUAGCAGCGGCUACGGCAACGGUUCAGUGAACAACACAAUUAACCCAAAGCUUCGAGCUCUACUGAUUUUGGUGGCACUUGUUUUAGUCGGUUAUAAGAUCUAUAUUAUUUCAAUGCCUUACACCAGUCAAGAGAGUCUCUCCAAUAUUGGAACAAUCGCACAAAAAAAACUUGAUGAUACUCUAGAAUGGAUUUCUCAUCCAGAUGUCCAAACUAAAAUCAAUCCCAUUCUCUGUGGGAUAGCAUUUUCCGUGUUUUCGUUUGUUCUUGUUUAUUUAGAUAGUAAUGUGCCUGGAAUAAAUCCACCAUCUCCAUUUUCGCCACGUUCCAAAAUGCUAUAUCGGCGGCAAAAGACUAGUUCCAUUCACCUUGGUUAUUUGACAGCCAUAGCUGGUGGAUUUGUUGUAAGCGCAUUAAUGCUCUUGGAUUUCUAGAAAAAAAUUAAACCAAGAUUGGAUUAACUGAAAAAUGUGCCUUUUUGGUUAUGUAGAUUUAGAUGAAUUUCUUUCACAUAACACAACACACGAAAUAAGUAUUAUAGUACAAAUAACUAUUUAUUUUUUUUUAGAUAACAAAUAAAUAUACGACAGCAACAAACAACUGUUGUAGUUAGUAUGUAU
Episyrphus balteatus (marmalade hoverfly) is the source of this 1183-nucleotide messenger RNA. RefSeq lists its product as uncharacterized. The record is from RefSeq and is a predicted model, not a curated record. Lineage: Eukaryota; Metazoa; Arthropoda; Insecta; Diptera; Syrphidae. Bases 323 to 997 code for a protein of 224 amino acids. The transcript is spliced from 3 exons.